AGCGGCUCGGAUGCAGCUUCUGUUGCAAGCAAGGUACGGAGCGCGAUCCGGUCUCCAAUCGGAGAAUGUUCCGCAGAUAUUCGUUGAGGAGAGAGCUUCGCAAAGAAACUUAACUGCCAAGCGAUGGCGCGGCCUACCGAUUACUCAAACAGGCCAGGGGGUUUGGAACCGCUCGAGUGGGGACCUGAAAUGUUUUGUGUUUGGCGCGAAUCGAUUUCCUCUAUCAUCGCCUCCCGCUCGGGGGUCUUGCGUGGAUUGGGACUCUCGAAUCACCAGGAGUCGGAAGAAUGGAUCGUCUCGACGUGCAAAUAAAGCUUGUUGCGGAAUGUUCCCAGAGUUUGAACAGCAAGUUCAUGGAGGACUUCAAUCAGGUCGCGGAGGAAGCUUUGCGAGUUCAAACUCAGAUCAAUCAUCGCAUCAAAGACCUCCAUUCGGGUUUCUUCGAUCAACAUUCUAAUCUGUCGAGCGAGUUGCGCGAGCUCAAUAGGAUUCGCACCACGCUUGAGGACGCGUGCGUGUUAAUGACGAAAUCGCUCCUCGGGAUCGAAGCAGACUCAAGCACCGAAAAAUUGGAGAAAGAGAUCUCCAAUCGAGUGAAAGAGCUCGAAGAGGAUAGAGCGAAAUUAAACGAGAUGCAGAAAGCCCUCGAGCUCAGAGAAGAGUGCGUUCGUGAGAGGCUGAAUCAUCUCGAAGAGAUGAGGCGGCAACAGAGGAAAAGAUUGCAAGGGGAAUUGGAUUCGUCGUAUCUCGGACUGUUUCGAUCGUUGAAACGGCUGCGGAGCGAAUUCGAGGAGACCUAUACGUGUGAAGAAGUGGCGACAUCACUGGCUCUCGACACGGAAAAGAAGGCGGCGGAGAAGGCUCACGCCGCGUGCAAGAAGAUGUUCCGGUCGGCUGAGAAUAGAGUUCGGAGAAUGGAAGCUGUUCGCAGAAAGCGUCUCGCUGCGUUCCGUUCAACUUUAGAUGAGCUCGAUCAGCAACUCGCGGACACCGAGGACACUCCGUUUGAGGACGGUUCCGGCGAAAACUCAGCCGCGAAUUUCGUGUGA
Molecule: messenger RNA, 1049 nt
Organism: Galendromus occidentalis (western predatory mite)
Lineage: Eukaryota; Metazoa; Arthropoda; Arachnida; Mesostigmata; Phytoseiidae
Product: myosin heavy chain, fast skeletal muscle
Exons: 6
Coding region: 288-1049 (253 amino acids)
Source: RefSeq, a predicted model, not a curated record